Molecule: messenger RNA, 7157 nt
Organism: Platichthys flesus (European flounder)
Lineage: Eukaryota; Metazoa; Chordata; Actinopteri; Pleuronectiformes; Pleuronectidae
Product: PALM2-AKAP2 fusion protein
Exons: 17
Coding region: 83-4093 (1336 amino acids)
Biological process (GO): regulation of cell shape
Cellular component (GO): membrane
Source: RefSeq, a predicted model, not a curated record
UGUCAAAAGGAACCUGGAGGACGGGACGAGGAGAGGUGGACGAGGAAGGAGGAGAGCAGGAGGAGACUCGGGUGGUGCAGCCAUGUCAGACACACCUUUGCAGAGGAACGGCACUGCCACAGCACCGAUGUCGUGUGAGGAGGCUCAGCUCCACAAAGAGAGGCUGCAGGCCUUGGCGGAGAAGCGAAAACGUCAAACUGAGAUCGAGGACAAACGAGGCCAGCUCGAUGACAUGGUGCUGCAGCUGCAACAUCUCAAGUCCAAAGCCACGCGAGAGCGAUGGCUCCUCCAGGGAACGGGUCUGGAGGAAGAGAACGUCCGAAGAACACAGCUGGAGCAGGAUGAAGAAAAAGGGAAGAGGCUGGAAGGCCUGAUACACAGUCUGGAGUCUGACAUCGUCACACUGGAGAGUGAAGAGUCACAGAUCUCGGCCAAGGAGCAGGUUCUACGAGAACGACUGAAAGAGACGGAGCGCUCGAUAGAAGACCUGCAGAAGAGUCUGAUGGCCCAGGAUGGAGAUGCCACCUGCUGCAUGUCGGCCCCCCUGUCGGACUGCACGGACCCCAGCCCCAGCCACCUCGGCCUGGCCACGCAGCCCCGGAGCGGCCCACCUGCCUCGGGAGAGCACGCCAUACCAAGACCUGCAAUGUUCGCCAUGGAGAUCAACGUGCAGCACGACCCCCACACCGGCGAGCAGCGCAUCCUGUCGGCGAACCGCGUGAACCCGGUGGACGCGGCGGCGCGUGGCGUCAAAAUCUUCGACGAUGGCAGGAAAGUGGUCUACGAGGUCACCGCCUCUGGGGGCGUGUCCACCACCAGUGUGGAGAAUGGUUGGAGCUCCUCGCAGGUCGACCAGCUGAUCCAGCGAGCUGCCAGGCCCGCGGCUGGAGGAGAUGGCGGGAGAGGUCAGGUGAGGGUGACCCCGGCUGUCCCACAGGCCUACAUUUCCCCGGCAGAUAUGGAGGAUCUGUCUCCGCCCUCCUGCGCCCCGCCAUCGGUCCCUUCUAGCCCACCAGCCCAGGUCACCCUCCAAAGGGAGACCCGGCUGGGCAUGAUCCCCCCCACCGCUCCUGUCACGACCCAGCCGGCCUCCUCGGCCCACCCGGGCAACGGGCUCUCCAGCCAGCCUCAGGCCACCACGGAGCACCCAAUCACCAUGGUGUUCCUCGGCUACCAGGACGUUGAGGACACGAGCGAGAGCAGGCGGCUGCUCGGCUUCGACGGCGCGGUGAAGGCCGAGGUGGUCCUGAUCGACGAAGACGACGAGAAGUCUCUGAGGGAGAAGACGGUCACCGACAUGUCCAUCAUCGACGGCACGGCGGCCGACCUGGUGUCGGGGCGGCCGGCCACGUCCGAGGCCGUCAGCACGGAACUGUCCUCUGACGGCCGUGAUCCUGACAGCGCCUCCUCGCCACCCGCCAAUGACGCCAACACGGCCCCCCCACCCGGCCUCACCCCCGCCACAGGCUACAUCAAAACGCCCGAGGUUGCCUUGACAACAACGAACGGCUAUCAAGCUCCCAUGCCGAUCAAACAUCCUCACACUGCCCUGAAAUCGUGGCGGGCAGCCGAGGAUGUCAGUGACUCAACGCCGAGAGAGCGAGCCCUGAAGAGCGUCAGUUUCCAGGAAUCGGUCAGCGUUAUCACCGACAGGCCCGCAAGCAUGGAGCUGGAGAGCCAGCAGAUGCAACAUGGCUGCCUCGGCAGUCCCAACAACCGAGCCCACGGCGAAGAGGAGACUCCUGACAGCAAGGUGGCUCAGGAGAUCCGUUACCUGGACCAGGUGUUAGACGCAGCCUCAGAAACACCCACUAAUGGAACCUCGUGUCCGUCAGAUCACCACAAACCAAUCAGCGUUGACAGAAGCUCCCCCUCUGUCUGUGUGUCAGCCUCCCCUCCUGUCAAUCACCAGCCCGUCAUCGUUGAGGGGCCCAGACAGACAACGUUCGUCCACCAGGACGACUCCCCGGUCAGAACCAACGGGCACGUGCAGGGGGAGGAGUCGGGGCCCGGCAGGGCGAAGUUUGAGCUGAGGGCGUUUCAGGAGGAGAGGCGGCCCGCGAAACUCUUUUCCCCCGGAGAGGAGCAGCACGUCAGAGUGACGAGGACACGACCCACAGAGGAGGUUCACGAGUUGGAGCGUGAGCGUCAGGAACUGAUCAAAGACCAGGCUGUGAAGAAGAAUCCAGGCAUCGCCAGCCGCUGGUGGAACCCUCCUCAAGAGGUUCCUUUGGAGGAGCAGCUGGAAACCGACAAGCUCGAAUCGCUUAAGAAAUACCAGGAGAGGAAACAGCAGAGGCAGAAUUAUACCUACACAUACACACAGCCGCAGGUGUCAGGCCCUCCGUCAGUGGUGACCUUUGACCCCGAGCUGACCAGGAAGGAGGACAUUGUGGAGAAGCAGAUUGACUUCUCCUCUGCCAGGAGGCAGUUCCUGCUUGGGGAGACAACAAGGAAGGACGUGGCUCCUCAGAUAUAUUCAGCCAAACCUUUCUGUAAAGCCACAACCAGGAGCAGCCAGGGGAGCGGGGACAUCGCUGACCCCGGAGAGAGUCACGUGACCUGGUCUGACGAAGGAAUCGCAGGUGAAUUCACGUGUGCACGAGCCGUCAUGAAGAUCCUGCGUGAGGAAGAGGAAGGGAAGGGUCAUUUCCUUCCGACCUACAACCCGGAGGAGUCCGACUCGGGGUUGGACGACCUAUCUGUCCGCUCUCAGGACACCACAGUGUUUAGCUUGGAUAAUGUUUCCGACAGCGGGGCUUCGCUACCCCCUACCCCGCUGCCACUGACCCCGGUGUCACCUCCCACCCCCCAGCCCACCACACCAGUCAACGGGCAGGCCAAUGGCAGUCCAACAGAAGACGAGCUGGAGUUCCACGCCGGGGUGCUCGUCCAAAACGCCAUCCAAAAUGCCCUGGCGGCUCAGAACGACGGGGAGUGGCAACGAUUGGACUUGGAUUCUUCCCAGUACAGCACUCCGGUGUCUCCAUCCUCAGCUUCCACCAGUAGUCCAGUGCCAGUCUCCUUCUCCCCUGUGUCUUCUGGUGGAGGUCCAAGUCUCCAGUCGCCUGUGUCCUCCAGUCCAGCUCCAUCCAACCCGUCCCCUCUGCCAGAAAGGUGUCCAGAGGUGAGAGUCACUCCCGAAGAGAAACCGUCAGACUUCCUGGAGACUCAGCAGCCACAACUCCAGACGCCUUCCCCGCCGCCAUCUCAGACUGUCUCCCCCCCGCAGAGAGCCAAAAACGGGGGCCCCAGGAUCAAAAUCCAGUCCUCUUACGCCAGGGCGCUUGCUUCCUCAUCUCUGGCUCAAGCUCCUGCCACAACCGCUCCCGUCUCCAGGCCGACCCCAGUUUAUCGCCCACCUUCCCCUCCGAGCCCGGAGAAACCGGAGUUCAGCUACUUCAGUAAAUACUCCGAGGCGGCCGAGCUGCGCAGCACGGCUGUGGCAGCCCGAUGCCCCGAGCCGGAGGCGGCGGCCAGCGGCCCGUUCCGCCUGCGCUCCAAGAAGCAGCGAACAUUGUCCAUGAUUGAGGAGGAGAUCCGAGCGGCUCAGCAGAGGGAGGAGGAGCUGAAGAAGCAGAGGGAGACGGUGCCUGUGGUGAAAGUCCGCCCCAGCAACGCGUCCAGCAGCGGUCACGGCCCUGCGAGGACAGGGAUGAAGAAGACCACCAUCACUCCAGCAGAUAAGAUGAAGAGCAACAGUCUGCCAACUAGACUCACACUGACAGCAAAGACAGCUCCGGGAAAGAUUGAGAAGGUUCGACCGGCGCCGCCCGUCUCGCCCUCGCCCUCGGAGGGGGCCCUGUCCGACGCCGGCAGCGAGGACUCCGGGGGAUCACGACCCAGGAACUACAUGCAGACGCUCAUGGAAGACUUUGAAUCCAACAAGGUGAAGAGGAGGGAGAAGGUAGAAGACAACAGUUAUGCCCAUUUGCUGCUGGCUAACGAGGUAACCACCGAGGUUCUGGAGGCCACUCGUGUCACCAGGAGGAAAAGCGACAUGGCGCUGAGGUGGGAAGCCGGCCUCUACGCCAAUGAGGAAGGAAAGGAGGAAGAAGAGGAGGAGGAGGAAGAGGAGGAGGAGGAGGAAUAAGAGUAAAACAGUUCCUUUUUAGAGACGGUGAAGGGACUUGGUCGGAAGGAGGAGAUAGAGGAGGAUGAAGGAAGAAAUGCAAACAGGAGGAGAAAGGACAAAGAAAGGAAGGAAACAGUAUUUAUUUUACUUAUAGUAUUCUGAUGAUCACGUGAAACGCCGGCUCGACCGAUGGCUCUCAUCGAGGAGAUCGAUUUUUGGACCUGACGACUGAAGAGGAGUUAAAAGACAAAGAAUAUGUGAGAGACACUUGAAGUGUUGCAGUGAGUGACACUUUGAAAGGGUUUAUGGUGGUUUAAGGACGUUCUGCAGAGGUUUAUAUGGGACAGAAGGUUUUUUACUGGCUGGUAGACGCUGAAUGACUUAAGUAUUCAUAGGACUUUUCACUUUCUAGUUGAAAUGCAGGCUGAGAUCUAAAGAUUUUAUUACGACAGGUCGCCUGAGACCUGAUGGGAAUGAUGGUUUUGGCGAUGUGAGCUUGAUGAUAAACCGCAGUGAUCUUUAGAAUGUGUGGGAAGAUGAUGCAGUAGAUGAGCGGGUGUGUGCUGAUACUGGUUUUGAUGGUUUGGAUGCUACUGCAGAGAGGAUGUGAUGUUUAACAGGAUUGUAACCCAAGCAUCACUUUCCGAAAUAACACACAGACAACACGUCGCUCUGAGCUUCCCCUUCAAGCACCUGCAUUAAAUCUCAAGUGGCGACUUUGAGGCUGCUGCACACUAGAGGACGAUCAGGGCGAUUUUAGACCCAAUUUGCUCUUUCCGACAAUCGCUUGAGGUCACUCUGUGAGGAUUAUCUGCUCAAAUAAUCCUGAAGUGUGAGGGGUUUACAAAACAUUCGUAAUUCCACCGGUUGAGUCUGAGUCUCGCUUAAAUCUGAAUCGAUUCGAGAUCAUGUUUGAUAUUUUACGAUAAUCAGCUCCUCAAGAAACCCUUAAUAGCGUGAGAGAGAGAGAGAGAGAGAGAGAGAGAAAAUUCUUUGUUUUUCUUCUGAAGUUAAGUAUAUUCACACGAGUGUUUCACACUCACGUUCAGGAGGGGGCGGUAAUGUGUUUAAAAGUUGCCAACUGCCAUAAAUGGACUGAAGAAGAAGAAGAUAUUGCGAGUUUCUGUGAGAUUUGAAGUCUGGAACGUUUUUAAAAUCAGUCAAGAGUUGAAAUCCUCUCGUGUGCAGCAGCCCUCGAGCGUCAGGGAGGAAACCUGCAGCUUCACCUUCGACCUGUCAGUUCAAGGUCGAACGCUUCACAGGUGUGAUGUAGUCUAUCCUCUCCUAUCCUUUUCUGUAGACUUUAAAGAGAAUACACAGCCCCAUAUAAACAAGUCACUAUUCUUCAGUGUGCAGGAGGAGACAGGCCGGGGGGGAAGGGAAGCUAGCUGCAGGUUAUGUUUGUGUCAGAAUGUGUUAAAUAAAGAAAGGGCUGGGUCCAGGGUUUUAUAUUCUUUACAUAAAAAAAACACUUAUUUUACCUUCACUGGCUCCGCCGCUCGGUCGAACCUGUGCUUUCUGAUGUGAGCAGUUUGUUUUCAUGUAUUAUACCGAGGUAGGACUGUGUAUUUGAUAAAUGAUCUAACUGAGGAUAAAGUUUGAUGAAACAAAUAUAUAUUGAGGAAAAAAAGCUUUUUAUAACAAAGUUGUGAUACCAAAAGCGAAUGUUGAUAUUCAGAGAGAUAUAUUGAUUUUGCAGGACGCCGUGAUUUUCUUGUUUUGUUGAAAUGGACGAAGAAGAGACUGAUGAUACUGUGGAAAGUCCCGUUGUAGAGAACGAUGUUUCUGUUUGAAAUGAAAUCACAAGAACACGCUGCAAACACAAUCGGUAAAUAAGUGAGGAUUGAAAGUAGAAAUGUGGAUGCAGUGUUUGUGAACCACUUUUCACUCUUUAUUUUGAAGCCAUCCAGAUUUUUUUUUAUACAGGAUUAUGAUAUUUUCUUUUCUGUAAAUCAAAGGGUUCAAGUUUUGAUCAAGUGUCCUUCAGCAAAGUCCCUGACUUCUCUGUCUGCUCCCCCUGAACAAAACCAUCCAAUAAAUAUCUGAAAUUCAAAGGAAAUUGAGGUAAAAUUGCACAAAAUGUAAAAAAAAUGUUUUGUAGGACAAAUUCUCUCACUUGAUGAUUAUGAAUCUGUAUUGUUUCGUAUUUAAAGGAAAAUUCCCAGUUGGCAAAUGAUGCCAAACGCGUGUGCCAGCUGCUUCACCACCCAGAAGUGAAAACUAGUGACUUCACUAAUGUGCAAACAUUUCCCCAUGAAACAAAAACUCACAUUGGUUCCAUAGAAUCGUCCUUGUUCUUGUUUUUAUAAACUUUUAAUAAUAUACAAAAGGGGAAAUAAGUAUUUAAUGAUAAACAAUGAGGGUGUUCUUUUUAUGAGAAUGUAAAGGAAAGUGUGUUAUCGAUAUCACAAGUACAACAAGGAAGUGCUGUAUUGCUGAUCCUGAUUUGAGAUUCAUUCUUAGCACAAGACUUAUUUGGGAUUUUCCAGACAUGACUCAAGCUAGCAGACAUCUUAUUUUUUUUAAAUGCAUAUUUUAGUCAUUGUGGCUCUUAAUGCUUUCCAAAGAGAAAUAGUGGAAAUGUGAGCUUUUAUUGCCAGGAUGAAUAAUGGAUCAUUCCUUGUGAUGAAUGAUUGUUUUCCUGUGGCCUAUUCUCAGCACAAUUUUUUUUUUUGUAUUAUUAACAGACACAAAAUCAUUUCUGCUUCAAAAAACCUGCUGCGAUUCUCACUAAACACUUUUGAAAAGGUAACAGACAUCCCAAACACCCAGAGGAUUCAUUACUGUGUGAUUUACUCUUCUUCUUCUUAUUAUUAUUAUUAUUAUUAUGCUUUUGUCGUUUGAAUUGACGGUGCAGAGGAGAUUUAUUUAUCAUUUGAAGACGCUGGUAGCUUAUUGUCGCACCGAGCUUCAGUGUGUGUGACAAGGCAAUCGAUCACGUAUUCGUGUAUAACCUCUGUCCCUAUGUUAACCACUUGUAUGCUCAUACUCUGCUUUGUUAUUUUAUAGCACGUGUAAGGCUCACAGUUAUACAUCUACUAUACAUAUUAUGAAUAUUUUCUCAUUAAAAACAAAACGUGUA